AUGUCUGCGACUGAAGCAUCCCACAACCCCGGGUUGGAUAAGGACGUUGGCGCUACUCCUGCCCAGAACGGCAGUGGCGCUCCCAUUCAGCCUCAAAUGUCCGCCGAGGAGCACCAGGUGGCUCGCGCCGCCGCCCGCUUCGGAUACGGACCUCUGGCGCACGUUAACGUCGACGAGUCUUCUCUCCCAGCCUUUGGUGGAGAGUUCCAGCCCGGUCUGUACAAGUCCGUUGAGGGUCGCAAGUUCGGUAACCCUGCGCCUCUGGGCCUCUGCGCUUUCGCCUUGACUACUUUCGUGUUGAGUGCUAUCAACAUCGGUGCUAGGGAUAUUAGCGCGCCGAACAUUGUUGUCGGUCUUGCUUUUGGAUAUGGUGGUCUUGUUCAGUUGCUUGCCGGCAUGUGGGAAAUGGCCGUUGGCAACACUUUCGGUGCUACUGCUCUCUCCUCUUACGGUGGUUUCUGGUUGGCCUUUGCUAUCGUCUUGACCCCCGGUGGGUUCGAGAUUGAGGCAGAACUCGGCGCAACCUCCUCUGAUCCCUCCAAGUUUUAUAACUCAAUGGGUCUGUUCCUGAUGGGCUGGUUCAUCUUCACAACCAUCAUGCUCUUCUGCACCCUCAAAUCAACCGUCGCUUUCUUCCUGCUCUUCUUCUUCCUGGACCUGACCUUCCUCCUCCUCGGUAUCUCCUACCUGCAGACCGAUUCUUCCGGAGGCGUCAACGUCCCCGUCCAGAAAGCAGGCGGUCUCUUCGGUCUUCUGGCUGCCUUCGCCGCCUGGUACAACGCCCUGGCCGGUAUCGCCGAUGACAGCAACAGCUUCUUCAUCAUCCCCGUUGCUCACUUCCCCUGGUCGGCUACUGGCCGUACCCGUCGCACCAAGUCUGAGCGCGAGCUCGCUUAG
This is a messenger RNA of Penicillium arizonense, 897 nucleotides long. Its product is annotated as acetate uptake transporter family protein. The transcript is spliced from 3 exons. Lineage: Eukaryota; Fungi; Ascomycota; Eurotiomycetes; Eurotiales; Aspergillaceae. Gene Ontology annotation, cellular component: plasma membrane. The record is from RefSeq and is a predicted model, not a curated record. Gene Ontology annotation, molecular function: acetate transmembrane transporter activity. The coding region runs from base 1 to 897 and encodes 298 amino acids.